Hibiscus syriacus is the source of this 1169-nucleotide messenger RNA. RefSeq names its product E3 ubiquitin-protein ligase BIG BROTHER-like. NCBI's taxonomy places the organism in Eukaryota, Viridiplantae, Streptophyta, Magnoliopsida, Malvales, Malvaceae. Gene Ontology annotation, biological process: negative regulation of organ growth; protein ubiquitination. The transcript has 9 exons. The record is from RefSeq and is a predicted model, not a curated record. Gene Ontology annotation, molecular function: ubiquitin-protein transferase activity; ubiquitin conjugating enzyme binding. Bases 113 to 973 code for a protein of 286 amino acids.
AUAAGACGGAAAGGGUUUGCUAAACUGAGCUUAAAAUAAAAGCGAUGAAUGUCGGCUGUCCUCUCGCAAGAAGAUCUCGCAUUUCCUCUGAUGGAGAUCUCACAAUCAUAGAAUGAGGUUGUUCGUUUUAAGUUUUUUCACUCACAUUUUCCUGUUUGGUUGCUCAAAAAGUUCAGUUUCAGCGUCUAAGCAACCGGAAGAAAUUGUUGGAUUUUUGGAAAUGAGUUGGAAUCCACAUAUGGAGGUUCAAUACAUCAACAGUAACUACCCUUAUAAUAGUGCUGGCAGCUUUAUGGAAUAUUUUGAAGGUCUUACUUAUCAACAUGUCAAUUUUAUUUUCAACGGUGCCACCCAUGUCCAGGAGAGUGUGUACCCACCAAUGAAUUCAAACUUCUACAAGUUUGGCCUAUCUGAUUCUGGCAGUAUUUCAUAUUAUGAUCAUGAUAAUGAUCAUAGUUAUGAGGUGAAUGAUCAUGAGCUAUGCAUUGAUGAAUUUAGAAGAGCAUCAGAGAAUUCCUCAUCAAUGAGUAAUCAACAGAGUGCAGCAAUGAAUGUGGAAUGGGAAAGAAACACAAAUGCAACUUCACGUGAAAACUCAGUAGAUUGUCCACGGAGACAACAUGAUGCUCAUGAUUACCAGGUCAUUUGGCAAGAUUGUGUUGAUCCUGACAACAUGACAUAUGAGGAAUUACUUGAAUUAGGCGAGAGUGUUGGAACACAAAGUCGGGGUCUCUCCCAAGAGCUUAUUUCUUUGCUACCCGUUUCAAAAUACAAGUGCAGCAUAUUCUCAAGGAAGAAAUCAAAGAAUGAGAGAUGUGUAAUUUGCCAGAUGGAAUAUAAAAGAGGUGAGAGACGGAUUACACUGCCUUGCAAACAUGUCUACCAUGCUGGAUGUGGCACCAAAUGGCUUACCAUCAAUAAGGCUUGCCCUGUAUGUUAUACAGAGGUAUUUGGCGAUGGGUCAAAACAUUAAGCGACAAUCACGAUGAACAUAAACAAAAUAUUUGUUUGCUUUUGAUCAAAUUUGGAUUUGGGUAUUUCCCUUAAUACCAAGAUGUUCUAUUUUUCGAUCUUCUGCUUUGCUCGACGGAAGAUUGAUAUUUGUUAUUUUCCAAUUAUUGUUCGUUUCCAUCAAUCAUUAUCACACGCUUUUGAGGAAGUGAUCAACC